Oppiella nova is the source of this 1573-nucleotide messenger RNA. NCBI's taxonomy places the organism in Eukaryota, Metazoa, Arthropoda, Arachnida, Sarcoptiformes, Oppiidae. The record is from the annotation of a GenBank genome assembly.
AUGGAACAGUUGUUAAGAGCUGUGGAUGACGUGAAAGAAAAUCUUUCAUUCAAUACCUUGAAUUCAAUCGAAACUUCAGUUAUCAAAUACUUGCAAUUAUUCACAACUGACUUCAACUCAUCCGAGUUUAUGGUCUAUUCGGCGAAACUAUUAAACCAAAGCUUAAGAGUAAUCGAGAAACAGAUUAAAUCACCGAAGAGUUCGUUAGAAACUGAGUUCAAGCUGUCGAUCACUUCCAUUGCUUUGAUGCAGACAUUAGUCAACUUAAACAGCACUCGUGUCUCGUAUUGGCUACAAGUCGUGAGAACACAUUUCGUGAUGGAAUCGUUGGCCAAUCUUCUGAUCUAUUUAAUUGAGAACAAACUCGGCGUUCAAUUGGCCGCUCAGAUAAUGUCACUGUUUGUGGAGUUGUCGUCAAUACAACUGUCUUCCGAAGCCUUAUAUCUAAUCGGUUUUGUCGAGAAUUUGUGUAUUUCUCUUCAAAAUUCUUACAUUUCUAGUGCUGAUAGUGUGGCCACAAAGAGUGAAAUCAAUUGGAUUAAUGUCUUCCAUUUGUCACUACAAAUGAUUACAAACUUAGUCAACCAAUUAAGACAUCAUUUCGUGGAUAUUGCCAUCACUUAUGUUGCCAUACAUUUGGAUCAUAUCACAGAUGUUUUGACUAAAGUUCGCACUAAACCCAAAACUGAAGACAUUCACGAGUCGAUACAAAUGAUCACUUUAUGUCACUCCCUAUCACUCUAUCAUAAAACCUGGAAAACAAAUCAUUUAUUUUCGUUUCAACAAAUCGAAGACCAGGUCCUGAAGACCAGCAAUUCUGUGAUUGCUUUUCUCAUUAGACCCAACUUCAUGUCAUAUUUAAUGGAAAAUCCCAACACUUCUGCCGCUCCUGUUGUGCCUUCAGAUACGGCGCCAAAGAGAGUGUCGCCGACCGCUGCCUUUGACGGCAAAACCCUUCGUAAAUCUGUUUCGUGGGAACAGGAGUUCACCAGUCAUUCAAUUGACCAAAAUCUUAUGGAUUCACUCUUUAAAUUUCAAGCCUUUUCUAUCGCUUUUCUGCAAAAUAUUUCUCCAAAUAUAUUGGAACUCAUGGAAAGACAAGGAUUUGAUGCCAACGAUUGGAAACUCAUACUAAACCUGAGUUUUUCGUCGCCUAAUAUUGACCCCAACCUAACCAAAGAGAAAGCACUGGAAUCUGAGAGACAGAGCCAACAGACAUCAGAGUUGGUGCCAUUCAUCUUCGAGACCAGUCUAUCAGUGAUAGUGUCUCAGGCAAUGGUCGCUCAGUUGUCGACAUCCAUUUCCGACGCCGACAAACAGAAGAUUGUUCGCGACGUUAAAGCACUAUUUUAUCCACUGUUGGUGGCGGUAGACAAAGACGAACCUCUCAGUCAUUGUCAGUACUGUCGAGUCCUAAAAGUCCGACCACUUCUCUAAUCGAGAGACCGUUUGUCAAGUUUUUGCUUCAAUUUGUCGAUAAAAUAUCGCAAUAAUUAUCAAUCAAACGGUAUAAUACAAUAUGUAAUACAAUACUGUAUUCUAUUAAAAUUCUGCUAUUUUUGAUUCCACUGCC